Thermochaetoides thermophila DSM 1495 is the source of this 1416-nucleotide messenger RNA. RefSeq lists its product as uncharacterized. Gene Ontology annotation, biological process: spliceosomal tri-snRNP complex assembly. The transcript has a single exon. Bases 1 to 1416 code for a protein of 471 amino acids. The record is from RefSeq and is a predicted model, not a curated record. Lineage: Eukaryota; Fungi; Ascomycota; Sordariomycetes; Sordariales; Chaetomiaceae.
AUGCAUCUCCCAAACGACCUCAUCAUCGGCCUGGACACCAUCGCCAUGACCACAAGUAAGAGCCUCACAGGAUUUCGCGACAUCCCCCCAGGUGCACACUUCCUCUGGCUCCAGCAGCCCAAUGGUAUUUCUCGCUGCGGCUACUGGUUUAUCACGGAGCGUCAUGGCACAGUGAGGGUCAAGAAGUGGAAUAGGUUCCAUGAGGUGCUGGCAGAGCCUACGGCGCAGGAGGUGCGUAACAUCGAGGCUAGCAUCGAGACAACGUAUUUCAGCCUGCAACCAUAUAAUAUCUACGAGCAGCAGAAGCAGCAAAAGAGUCCAAACACAGAAACGAUCUUUAAUCCGAGCUUAGUCCCACAAUGGGCACGAACCCAAACCCUGCUGUGGCACACUCUCACCUGGGCUAUUUCAACGCCCUUCCUCGAAUGCAUAACCGGCAAAAAGGGCGUCAAAGAGUACCUCGUCGAUUCAACAGACUGCGCGAAAGAGAUCAUCAAGGACUCAUCUCAUCAAGAACCCAUCUUUUCAGCCAGCAAGCCCCUUUUCAACAGCACCAGCAGCGAGUUCUCCUUUUCCUUCACCCAAGACUUUCGCGACCUGCAAUUUUUAGACGCUGCCGGAUUAGCAGACACGAAAGCCAGCGUAUCAGACACCACGCCACGUAUCCUAGCAGCGCUGAACAAUGGCAAAUCUACUACCCGGGACAUCCUCGCCGAGCUGCAGUUCACCUUCAUCACCGGCACGCAACUAAGCAACUCAGCUUGUCUAGACCAGUGGUGGAGUCUCGUCCUCAAGAUCCUACUUCGUGCACAUGCUCUUGCAGUCUCGCACCCCAUGCUUGCAAGGGACCUUAUCCUGACGCUGCAUGCGCAGUUGUACUUUACGGAGAAUUAUGUUGGCGAGGCGUCGCAAGCUAGGGAUUCACAGGACGGAAAGAACAAGGACGUGGGCGCGACAGAGCCCGGUAGUGGGAGACGAAACGGUCCCAAUGCCGACAGAUUGCUCUACCAGUACCGACCGGUCAACCGUCUGCGACUGCGUCACGCACUGGCGGAGUAUAAACGCCGGUUGAGAACACACGGAGUGAUUUUGGAGAGUAACUCUGACUCUGGCAUCAGCGCCACGAUCAUCCAACAACAAGAAGAGGAACGAGCAGCGCUAGCUCAUGCUUGGGAGGAGCUAGAAUCGUGGUUGUGGAGGUGUGGGUGGGAUUUGGGGAGGGUUGAGGGGGAGAGGGAUGCUGGGAGGAAGGAGAUGGAGGAGUUUGGUAGGGGAAAUGGGUUUGAUGGAAGUAAAGGGAAGGUUAUGAGGCAGUGGCCCGGGGAUAGUGAGGAUGAAGAUGAGGAUGGUAUGCCUGUUGUGGUGGAGCUGGAUGAGAAUGGGAGAGAGGUUGGGUUGGUUUCUUUUAGGGAUUGA